Oncorhynchus tshawytscha (Chinook salmon) is the source of this 2234-nucleotide messenger RNA. RefSeq names its product zinc finger protein 813-like. Gene Ontology annotation, biological process: regulation of transcription by RNA polymerase II. Gene Ontology annotation, molecular function: DNA-binding transcription factor activity; RNA polymerase II cis-regulatory region sequence-specific DNA binding. The record is from RefSeq and is a predicted model, not a curated record. The coding region runs from base 227 to 1918 and encodes 563 amino acids. The transcript is spliced from 3 exons. NCBI's taxonomy places the organism in Eukaryota, Metazoa, Chordata, Actinopteri, Salmoniformes, Salmonidae.
CUUUGACGCCAAAUAAUAACGCCCUUUCUCUUCAGUGUAUACGGAAGUAAACAAUGACCAAGAACAAUUUGCACAUAAGCGUUUUUUCAUUCUUGUUAUUUAGACAUGGAACUCAAAAUAUGGCUCAUUUAACUGCAGAGCAUCACAUACCCCAUGUAUGAUUUAAUUCGUGUUAGAGACAGGACUUGGUUGGUAGAUAUUAUAUAGGUUACGCUAGCUGCUAACAAUGGCUAACUGUAUGGUUUUUCACACUCAAAUAGCCUCCAUCAUGGAGGUGCUAGCGAAUGCAGCCGUGGCAGAGAUCUGUAAAGUCGUAGACGACGACUACGCAGUGUUUCGUUUGGAAAUAACUCAAAGCCAGAAAGAAAACAGGGUAUUACGGAGGAAACUACUGGAAAUGAAGGUGUCACGGGAGCGCGCAGAGAGGACAAUGCGAGAGCGCGUCCUCGCCAGUCGUCCCAGAAGUGUCAAGAUCCUCGACCGUUACAGAGGAAUGGCAAGAGGUGAAGGACAUCUCACUGGAGGCCACAGGAGCUUUGUUAAACCAGCAGGACACAAUACAUGGAGAGAUGACCAACCAAUCACUGUUGAUGAGGGGAGUGGAACCUCAAACCAGCAUGUUAUCGUGAUAGAGUCUGCAGAUGGAGAGGCUGCAGGUCCUGGAGGAUCGUCUCUGGUCAAGCAGGAGAGGACUGAAGGAGAAGAGGACCCACGGCACAGCAGAGACAUCCAGACUGGAGCCACAGGGGACCAAUCCAACACCCCCAUGCCCCAGCCCAGGACCAGAUGCAGCAUCACGGAGUUCAGUGGAACGCCGAACGCCGUCCUCAAGUCAGAGACAGACAAAGAGACUUUAACUGUAACAAAAAGGCUUUUACACACAGGAUCUGACCACAGGUCAGACCCAGAAAGGCUGGGGCCACUGGGCUGUCCUCCGGCUCCUGGCUCAGAGUACUUACCAGUAUUUCCUCAGAGCCAGAGGAAGGAUCAUUCGUGUGGAGAUGGUGAUCGUGACACGUUAGACAAUGGCAGUGAUGAUCCGUCUUGUUCUUACGCUACAGAGAUGGACCCUGACAACAUGCUCUUGGGUUUAGAGACACAGGCUGAUUUGUCUAGAGGACACUGGAAUCAGUACAGUAGUAGUGUAUACUCUGAAGGGGGCCUAGAUAAGAAAGGGGAGGGUCUGGUCGUAGAUGAAUUGACUGUGAAAGUGGAGGGCGACGUUCCUCCCACAUGGAUUGGAGAUGGUCACCUUGGAGACGGACACUCACAGGGUAGAGAUUUCUUAGAUUACAGGGAAAGAUUAGAGACAAAUUCACUUGUCGCGACCCACUCCACUUUACACGCAUUCAGGGAUCGCGACCUAGUGUCCACGUCGAUGGGGCCUUCCGAUUCACACAGCCGUGUUCUUUAUGAUCAGAAAUUGAACUUAAACGACAGGGCUAGAGUCCAGGCUCAGGGAGAGGAAGCCACAUCAGAAAAUAGUAAAGAGAAACGGUUCCUCUGCAUGUUCUGUAACAAAGGCUUCAGCUGUCUCCAGAAGGUGGAGAUCCACCAGAGGGUCCACACUGGGGAAAAACCUUUCAGCUGUACCCAGUGUCAUAUGCGCUUUGCCCAGACUGGUGACCUGAAGAGGCACCAGAGGGUCCAUACAGGGGAGAAACCAUUCGGCUGCCACCUGUGCCGGGCUAGUUUCUCCCACUCCUCCAGCCUGAAAAGGCACCAGAGGGUCCACACAGGGGAGAAACCCUACAGCUGCCCCCAGUGUGAGAAAAGGUUCUCCCACCAGCACCAUUUGAAGAUGCACCUGAAGGUCCACACGGGAGAGAGGUCGUUUGCCUGUACGCACUGCGGGAAAAGUUUCUCCGAGAGGAGUUACCUCAAAAUACACCAGCAGAAAAAACAUUCCACUCUAUAACGUAGAAAGUAACCAUUCUACUCGAUAGCUUCUGAAGUUUAUGUCAAACUCUGCAUUAAAGACAGAUGCAUUUAUUGUUGUCAACCGAAAAGACCCACGGGUGCAUUUGGUAUAUGAGAGUUACAGAUUUCAGUGUUGAAUAUUCCUGAUUAGAAUAUUGCAUCCAGACAUUGUGUGAUAUAUAAGGCAUAUACCCUGCUUUUGGAAAGUAUUCAGACCCCUUGACUUUUUCCACAGUUUGUUUCAUUACAGCCUUAUUCUAUAAUGGAUUAAAUAAAUAAAAAAUCCUCAGCAAUCUACACACAAUACCCCAUAA